Thlaspi arvense is the source of this 750-nucleotide messenger RNA. Lineage: Eukaryota; Viridiplantae; Streptophyta; Magnoliopsida; Brassicales; Brassicaceae. The record is from the annotation of a GenBank genome assembly.
AUGAACCAUCUCUACUUUUGUCGGUUUGAUUUCGAAGAUAUGGACUCGUCACCACUUCUCGCCACGUCACUACCGCAGAAACAGUUGACCACUUCCUCGUCAGCUGCAACCGCCACCGUCGGUUGGGUCCGCCUUCCGCCACCGCAAAAAUUUGCGUUUUUAAUCGACAGAUCGGAAUCUGUGGCUGAAGUGCUCCAAAUCCACGCAGCUAUUCUCCGUCAUAACCUCCUCCUCCAUCGUUACCCGGUGCUAAACCUCAAGCUCCAACGUGCAUACGCUUCCCAUGGCAAAAUCCGCCACUCGUUGGCUCUGUUUCACCAGACGAUCGAUCCGGACUUGUUCCUCUUCACCGCCGCGAUCAACACUGCGUCCACUAACGGCCUCCAUGACCAAAGUUUCCUGCUUUAUGUUCUUUUGCUUUCUUCUCAAAUUGUCCCUAAUGAGUUUACUUUCUCGUCGAUUUUGAAAUCAUGCUCAAGAAAACCAAAACCUGAUGAAAGAACCGUCGUGGCUGCUCUCACGGCUUGCUCGCAGAUUGGUGCACUUGAAUCUGGUCGCUGGAUCCAUCUUUGCCUCUCCACUGGAUAUAGAGAAUUGAGUAGGAGACACCUUCAUCAAAACACCAAUAGGAGGAAUCAAACCGACACUAUAGUUCGCGUGUUAUUAAGCCUCGAGACAGUGAUGGAUGGCAAGUUGAGGUCAGAUCCACUGAUUGUUGCAUUGCUAAGCAAACAGUUCUUGCCGGUGUAG